Anguilla rostrata (American eel) is the source of this 5476-nucleotide messenger RNA. It is a transcript of the gene hlfa, whose product is annotated as HLF transcription factor, PAR bZIP family member a. The coding region runs from base 274 to 1134 and encodes 286 amino acids. Gene Ontology annotation, biological process: regulation of transcription by RNA polymerase II. The record is from RefSeq and is a predicted model, not a curated record. Gene Ontology annotation, cellular component: nucleus. Lineage: Eukaryota; Metazoa; Chordata; Actinopteri; Anguilliformes; Anguillidae. Gene Ontology annotation, molecular function: DNA-binding transcription factor activity, RNA polymerase II-specific; RNA polymerase II cis-regulatory region sequence-specific DNA binding. The transcript has 4 exons.
CCAAGAGGUUUGACGUCACUGAUGUCAGUGCCCGCACAUGGAAUUGCAAGCCAUUUCAGACUAGCAAAGUAGCCACGAUCAGUUGCGGUCUGCAAUAACUCCGAACCCCAUCACAGCCGUGUUUUUCCUGGGGUAGCUAGCUAAUCAAUCUCGCGGAAGCAGACCGGGACCGCGGCAGUUUACCUUGAGGAUUUAUUUAUUUGCAAUUUUUUUAUUUUCAUUAUCUUUUGAAAAAAAAAGUGUUUUAAUUUUGUUCCGCGAUCCCUGGAGAAAAUGGCAAGACCUCUCCCCAUAAACUCAACUUUCCUACCUCCAACUCAUGGUGUGCUGAAAUCUCUGUUGGAAAAUCCUUUGAAACUACCGUUUCACCAUGACGAAGGGUUUGGGAAAGAGAAGGAGAAGAAGCUGGAUGAGGACGUCAGUGGACCCAACGCUCCACAGUCCGCCUUUCUGGGCCCCACGCUGUGGGACAAGACCCUGCCCUACGAUGGAGACACGUUUCAGCUGGAGUACAUGGACCUGGAGGAGUUCCUGUCGGAGAACGGCAUCCCCUCCAACCCCACGCAGCACGAGCAGAGCCAGCCACAGGCCCCCCCGCCCCCGCCGCCCACGCCCAGCGUGGUCGACCUCAGCAGCCGCCCCACCACCUCUGUUCACACGGCCGUGGCCAAUCAGAGCUGCCUCCAGAGCCCCAGUAGACCAGUCCUGCCCACGUCUCGCAACACCCCCAGCCCCAUCGACCCGGAGACCAUCCAGGUUCCGGUGGGGUACGAGCCGGACCCGGCCGACCUGGCGCUGUCCAGCGUCCCGGGCCAGGAGGUGUUCGACCCGCGCAAGCGCAAGUUUUCGGCCGAGGAGCUCAAGCCCCAGCCCAUGAUAAAGAAGGCCCGCAAGGUCUUCAUCCCCGAGGACCUGAAGGACGAUAAGUACUGGGCGCGGCGCCGGAAGAACAACGUGGCGGCGAAGCGGUCGCGGGACGCGCGGCGGCUGAAGGAGAACCAGAUCGCCAUCCGGGCGGGCUUCCUGGAGAAGGAGAACUCGGCGCUGCGCAUGGAGGUGGCCGAGCUGCGCAAGGAGCUGGGGCGCUGCAAAAACGUGCUGGCCAAAUACGAAGCCCGGCACGGGCCGCUGUGAGCCCCGCCCCUCGCCCCUCGCCCCCGCCCGUCACCCCGUCUGAAGCCCCGCCCCCACGCCUGUCACAGCGUCUGAAGCCCCGCCCCCACACCUGUCACGCGGUCUGAAGGACAGUGCACCCUAGCCCCGCCCCCACGCCUGUCACGCGGUCUGAAGGACAGUGCACCCUAGCCCCGCCCCCACGACUGUCACACGCUCUGAAGGACAGUGCACCCUAGCCCCGCCCCCACGCCUGUCACACGGGUUAGAAGCCCCGCCCCCACGCCUGUCACACGGUCUGAAGGACAGUGCACCCUAGCCCUGCCCCCUUUUCAACCACGCCCCCAGUCCCUUUCCUCCUUAUAGGUUCUCACUGACUUCAUCUUCGUGGACAAUAUCUCUUUCUAGAUAUAUGUAUAAAUGUAUUAUAGAUGUGUGGUGUAUGUUUAUACAUAUAUGUGGGAGCACAUAAAUCGCACCCCUCCCCCCUUCCCUGUGCCACGCCCCCCCAGUUUCUGGAGCCCUCUGGCCACACCCACUGCCUCCCUCCCCCUCCUCACUUCUUGCUCUGUGUUUCCUCACUGGAUGGUGAAGCUGUGUUGGGCUCCCUUGCGUCCUUUUAUACUCCUCAACGGGACUGAGAACAGUUAAUUAAGCUCCUCCCCCCGCCUGUCACUCAGUUUUAUUCCGUGCUGCUGCUAAACUGAUGGCCCCGCCCACAACCCUCCUGACCAGCAGGGAGCCGCCUGCCCUUCCCAUCGCCGUGGAAACGCCGCCCUGAAAUACAUAACUAUGUGCAACCUCAUUUUUCAUAAACGCAACCUUUCUUCUUUUCUUUUUUUUUACCCCUCCAACCACCAACCCUCAAAUGACCUAUAAAGCAUUAUUUUAUUUUAUUUUAUUUUUUUGUUUGGUGGAUCCUCUGAUGAUGUUGUUGAUGAUGUUGUUGUGUUUUUAGUUAUCGGUCAUCGCUGGCCCUCCCCUCUUUUCUCCACUCGUUUUAUAAAGUGCUGUGACAUAACCCUAGCCCCCCCCCCCCCCCCAUGUGCUUAGUGCUGUAGCCUACUCUCGCCUUGGUGCAGCCUAUAGGAUUACUCUGAGAUACAACACCAGUGUUUUUUUUUUUUCCUGGACUGACUGAAGCAAUAAUCCUAUCCCAGAAUACACUACUGUACAGCCCUGCACCCAGGCACGGUCCUGUGGACGUAGAUCCACCCCCACGCCCCUCCCUUCCCUUCUGGGCCUGCUCACUGCUACCCCGGGAACUUUCUAAAUACUAAAUUGGCUGUACGGUCACAGCCCCCCCCCCCCCCUCCGUUUAAAUCUCUGCACUUUUGCGUGAUUCACAAUCAGACCUGGUGCCGUUGUGUGUUCCUGUCGAAUCUAUCUGAUGUCUGCAGCAUCUACGGGUUGCUUUUAACUUUCUUUUCUUUUUUUUUUUUUUUGGUAAUACUCAAUUGUUUAUUAAUACUAUAAUUAUAAUUAUUGUUAACAAGUUAAAUGUUUCGGCAUGAUUUCUGUUUAAAAUACACAAAUCUUCAGCUUCAGUCGUUUUGCGAAGCAGUAAAUUCGUCACCAUUUUUUUUUCCUAAGCAUGAUUAUAUAGCAUUUCAAUAAUAAAUAUUAUAUAUAUAUACACACAUAUAUAUAUAUAUAUAUGUGUGUGUGUGUGUGUAAAGAGAAACUUUUAAUUUUUAGCUAUGUGUUUGCAUUCUCAGAUGGCAGUAAGAUGAAUGUAUAAGAUGUAAAAAGUUGGCUGGUGUUGUCCAAUACUGUGGUUAACCCAAUGGAUUUAGUAAUGUUUACUACAGACCAAAAGAUACAGUACAUAGAUAUAUUGAUUAUAAAGAGAUUUAAUGUUUAUAUGAAGCUAUUCUAGAAGUUGUUUUUUGUACAGUAUUUUUCCUAUACAAAUACUGACCGUGUAUUUUACAAAGGCAUAAUAAAAAUCGAGAUAAUCUAUGUAAGUACAGUAUAUAUUAGCCUACUCGGGCAUGAGUUGUGUAUCUUGAAAGGUUUAUAGUACUGAUCUUUGCUGUAUGGGGAGACGGAGAGUUCUAGAACGCUUGGCCUCGGGGCAUUAUUCUACGGCUCCCGCGUUCAGCUCGUAUUGGUCCGUACGGCUCAAUGUUACAUGCGGACAGUGCGCCCCCUACAGCGUUCGUGCAGAACUGCAGCGCUGUUUUAGGGUGCCGUGCUGCUCAGUAAUGCAGCAGAGGCUAAAAAGCCUGCUGGCGGCCAUUACCCAUCAGGCCAUGGGCUAGCGAUCGCGCUGGCAACCUGCGGGUCAUUACCUGCAGCACCGCUGCUUGAAUCGCGUGAGGGCAGCCGUACAGACACCCCCCCCCCAUAAAUCCGUGAAUUCCCCCCCCCCCCUCGUUCUUUCGGACCUUUUCGGCCCUCAGGUAACAUCUGGCGCUUUGUGAGCGUUGAGGAGAAACCCUCUGGCUACCUCUCGUCCACCCCUGCUCCUCGCGCUCAGUGCAGAUAGCACACUCCAGGUGAAGGGAUCAUCCCUCCCUUUCACCUGAAACGGCUGUUAAAUCGUGCACUUUACGUUCUCGCCCCCUACUCCCCCCAUUUCCGUUAUCACUUGCAGUGCUGGGGGCCUUGUGUGGAGAAUCAUUUCCUGUGGGUUUCUAUGGAGACUGUGGAGCAGAGUAGCUGUUCUGCCAGGCCAGUGUGCUUCGCUGUACAUGGGGAAAACUCCACAGAAGACAGCAUGCUACACAACUCAUUACAUUACAUUUAUUUAGCAGACGCUUUGAUCCAAAGCGACGUACGAUAACUCAUGUAGAGGAAUGAACUUAAAGCUUCUCGAAGCUGGAGUUCAGCUGGAAGGACCCCGUGUUCGGCUCAGGUCUGGGGUCGGCUGGAUCCACAGCCUCUGCGUAGGGGUUCCUGAAGCAUCAUCAGCAUGUCACUACGACGAGUAACAACAGCAACGUCAACCAAUAAUGUGAAGUCUCCAUUUGGAGACUGAACUUCACCGAAUUACUGGAAGUAUGAACACAGCUUAUUCUGUUGCUGUUUUUUUUUUUUUUGUUUUCUUUUAAUAUCACUUAUGGUUUUGAAUUCAUUUUGUCUUACUGCCUCAGGAGCUGUGCUUAGAGUCCCCCAUCUCUUCUCCAUGUUAUUUUUCUUACUAUUAUUCUUAUAUUACUGUUGCACAUUGGGCACUAAGGCACUAAGGGAGCGAGAGGUGCGCAGAUAUAAAUCCAUCACAUUAUAAUAAGACAUUUAAUGCUUUCUCUGUUCAGAAUUCUGAGACUUCAGUGUUAGGCGUAGGAGAGGUGGGAGCACGCCAUGCAAAUAGCUCAUUUAUGCUAGCAGUCGGCCCCCUUCAGCACCCCUGUGGUGAUGGAGUAGUGGGCUAACGUUUGUAAUAAGAUCAUGAACAUUCUUUCUACCUUCGGGAGCAGGUUGUGUUGCGGUGCAGAAAGCACACAGGCGAAGUUACGAGCUCAAGGCACAAAGCCAUCGGACCAGUCGACCGACGUCUACCUUCUUGUUCGCCGCUGUCGAGUCGCGCAGAUAUGCUGUCGUUUCUUAUUCCUGGUCAGAUUUUCCCGGUUGAUUUGACCUUUCUCCUGCUUUAAAUGGCAUCCGCUCAGCAGCUGCACCUGAGUAAUGAAAUACUCAGCGAUUUUUUGAUGAUGUUGUUUUGCUUCUGUCUCUUGCUUCUUAGUAUUUACUCCAGGCUUUAGGCCAUGGAACCUUUCAGGAUUCCUAAGCUUCCUUGCGAAGAAAGAUUUCAGUGGGGCGUGCUCCUUCCUGCUGAAGGAACGCCAGCGCCCCUCUGUAAUCGAAGCAGGGAACAGUAGGAUGAAGUUGGAUUGAGCCCUCUGUAAUACUCUCUAAUGCCCUCUGAAACUCUUCGCUUCUACCUCGUUCGACAGCGGAAAUAACCACCAUUGUCUUGAGCAUGUCUGAGUGCCUUGAAUGCAUGCCGACUGUUCCCCCGGUCGCAUAGCAACGGAAGGAGGUUGUGUGUGUGUGUGAUGCAAACUCGAUUCGUACCGCAGCUCCGCUCCGAAAACUGUAAGCACCUGCUGGAGGGGCUGCCCUCUUCAUCAAAAUUAUCCGGUGAAAUUACACGUAUAUAUAUAUUUUUUUUUUUGUUAUUGUUUUUAGUUGUUUUGGAAUCUGCCAUGGGAUGACUACCAUUGUAUUUCAGGCAACACCAACAGACUGUUUCCCCUGAGGCUGCAGAAACGCGUAAUAAAGGACAGUCCUGUCAUGUAUGUCGCGGAAUGGGUGCAUAUGGUUAAUAUGUAUGUAUAUAUAUGCAUUAUGCCCUCGCCUCCCCUCCCUUUCUGUAUGUAAUUCUUAGUGUUCAAUAAAGUCUUUACAGUUUCUUCUC